AUGACUGGUAAGAUUGGAAGUAAACUCUGUGUGUUCUAUUCAGCCUUGGGGGGAGGAAAGGCCAGGCAACUGCCCCAUGAGAAUGAGGAGCUGGUGAAAAGGAGAGAGGCAGGGCAGGAGAAUAUCCAUGGAGACACCUAUGGCCUCUCAAACUCCAAAGCCAGGGCUGCCCGACUCCCUCAGAAAGCCUUAGAGGCGAUAGCUGAGGACCGGGACUGUGCAGAGCGCAGGGACGGGAAAAGGGUGCGUCCCUGUCAAGAUGCACCAGAGAGAAAGAAAGAGAGAAGGAAGGCAAAAGCCCGCACCAAUGGAAACAGGGGCCGCUCCACUGCAAAGGCCGAACCCGCCCAACCCCUUUGGAAAGAGAGAGCUCAGAAAUAUUACAGGAAGGGAGAGCUAUUGGGACGGGGCGGGUACGGCUCUGUCUAUUCUGGAAUCAGAAAGUCGGACGGACAACCGGUGGCCCUGAAAUACGUGGAAAAAUUUCGAGGUUAUGAAAUGGAGCUGCCUGGACAGGAAGAGCCCAUCCCCAAAGAGGUGGCCCUCAUGCGAGCAGUUAAUGCAGGCUCUGGCCAUGAGAAUGUCCUGAACCUCUAUGAGUGGUUCGACAGGGACAUGUCCUACGCGAUGGUUCUAGAGCGUGUAGACCCCUGCAAAGACCUUUGGUCUUUUAUUGAAGAUCGCGGCACUGAGCUUAAUGAAGACGAAGCUCGGUGCGUUAUCAAACAGCUGCUGGCCGCUCUCAGGCAUUGUGAGGAGAGAGGCGUGGUCCACCGGGAUGUUAAGCCGGAAAACAUCCUGCUGCGGACUGACACUGGCCAAGUCAAGCUCAUUGACUUUGGAUGCGGUGAUCUCCUAAAGGAGACACCAUAUGAUGAUUUCUCAGGCACUCCGGAAUACCUCCCGCCAGAGUGGUUUGAGGAAAAGACAUUUCUGGCGGGGCCUGGGACAGUUUGGUCGGUGGGAGUAACACUGUUCGGCUUAGUCUGCGGCGACCUCCCCUUCACCACAUUUGACAGGGAGUCAAUGAGCCGUGUGCAAUUUAAGGAGGGCCUUUCACCAGAACUGCGUGAUUUCAUUGGCUGGUGCUUCAUGCCCCGGCCAGAGGACCGGCCAUCACUUGAGGAGCUCCAGUUCCACCCCUGGCUCCACCUGUUCUAA
Megalops cyprinoides (Indo-Pacific tarpon) is the source of this 1161-nucleotide messenger RNA. RefSeq names its product serine/threonine-protein kinase pim-1-like. Gene Ontology annotation, cellular component: cytoplasm. Gene Ontology annotation, biological process: regulation of mitotic cell cycle; protein autophosphorylation; negative regulation of apoptotic process. The record is from RefSeq and is a predicted model, not a curated record. The transcript has 7 exons. Bases 1 to 1161 code for a protein of 386 amino acids. NCBI's taxonomy places the organism in Eukaryota, Metazoa, Chordata, Actinopteri, Elopiformes, Megalopidae. Gene Ontology annotation, molecular function: protein serine/threonine kinase activity; ATP binding.